Pteropus alecto (black flying fox) is the source of this 6263-nucleotide messenger RNA. It is a transcript of the gene CHEK1, whose product is annotated as checkpoint kinase 1. The transcript is spliced from 13 exons. Bases 179 to 1609 code for a protein of 476 amino acids. The record is from RefSeq and is a predicted model, not a curated record. NCBI's taxonomy places the organism in Eukaryota, Metazoa, Chordata, Mammalia, Chiroptera, Pteropodidae. Gene Ontology annotation, molecular function: ATP binding; protein serine/threonine kinase activity. Gene Ontology annotation, cellular component: nucleus; cytoplasm; site of double-strand break. Gene Ontology annotation, biological process: mitotic G2 DNA damage checkpoint signaling; protein phosphorylation.
GACUGAACGGCCACCCUUCCGAGCUUCGGAAGGGUGGAAAGCGCGCUUCCCUGCUUUACGGCAAGGGCGCGCGCGUUUGCGACAGUGUGACGCUAGCCAGUUUUGGCGGGAAAAGUGCUGCAUUUGGAUUCCUGUGGUGGCGGGCAGAGGACGGCCUGCCGUGGUACACAGUGGAGUCAUGGCAGUGCCCUUUGUGGAAGACUGGGACUUGGUGCAAACCCUGGGAGAAGGUGCCUAUGGAGAAGUUCAACUUGCUGUGAAUAGAAGAACUGAAGAAGCAGUUGCAGUGAAGAUUGUAGACAUGAAGCGUGCCAUAGACUGUCCAGAAAAUAUUAAGAAAGAGAUCUGUAUCAAUAAAAUGUUAAAUCAUGAAAAUGUAGUGAAAUUUUAUGGUCACAGGAGAGAAGGCAAUAUUCAAUACCUAUUUCUGGAGUAUUGUAGUGGGGGAGAACUUUUUGACCGAAUAGAGCCAGACAUAGGCAUGCCUGAACAAGAUGCUCAGAGGUUCUUCCAUCAACUCAUGGCAGGGGUGAUUUAUCUGCAUGGUAUUGGAAUAACUCACAGGGAUAUUAAGCCAGAAAAUCUCCUGUUGGAUGAAAGGGAUAACCUCAAAAUCUCUGACUUUGGCUUGGCAACAGUGUUUCGGCAUAAUAAUCGUGAGCGUUUAUUGAACAAGAUGUGUGGUACUUUACCUUAUGUUGCUCCAGAACUUCUAAAGAGGAAAGAAUUUCAUGCAGAACCAGUUGAUGUUUGGUCCUGUGGAAUAGUACUUACUGCAAUGUUGGCUGGAGAAUUGCCAUGGGACCAGCCCAGUGACAGUUGUCAGGAGUAUUCCGAUUGGAAAGAAAAAAAAACAUACCUCAACCCUUGGAAAAAAAUUGAUUCUGCUCCUCUAGCUCUGUUGCAUAAAAUCCUAGUUGAGAAUCCAUCAGUAAGGAUUACCAUCCCAGAUAUCAAAAAAGAUAGAUGGUACAACAAACCACUCAAGAAAGGGGCAAAGCGGCCCCGAAUCACUUCAGGUGGUAUAUCAGAGUCACCUAGUGGAUUCUCUAAACACAUUCAAUCCAAUUUGGACUUCUCUCCAGUAAACAGUACUUCUAGUGAAGAAAAUGUGAAGUACUCCAGUUCCCAGCCAGAACCACGGACAGGUCUGUCCUUAUGGGACACCAGCCCUUCAUAUAUUGAUAAACUGGUACAAGGGAUCAGUUUUUCUCAGCCCGCAUGUCCAGAUCAUAUGCUUCUGAAUAGUCAGUUACUUGGCACCCCGGGAUCCUCACAGAACCCCUGGCAGCGCUUGGUCAAAAGAAUGACACGAUUUUUUACCAAAUUGGAUGCAGAUAAAUCUUAUCAAUGCCUGAAAGAGACUUGCGAGAAAUUGGGAUAUCAAUGGAAGAAGAGUUGUAUGAAUCAGGUUACUGUAUCAACAACUGAUAGAAGAAACAAUAAACUGAUUUUUAAAGUAAAUUUAGUAGAAAUGGAUGAGAAGAUCUUGGUUGAUUUCCGGCUUUCUAAGGGUGAUGGAUUAGAAUUCAAGAGACACUUCCUGAAGAUUAAAGGGAAGCUGAGUGAUGUUGUAAGCAGCCAGAAGAUUUGGCUUCCUGCCACAUGAUAGAUCCAUUGGCUCUGGAAUUCCUGGUGAAUAUAGUGCUGCUACGUUGACAUUAUUCUUCCUAGAGAAGAUUAUCCUAUUCUGCAAACUGCAAACAAUAGUCCCUAAAGAGUUGUCUUCCCUCCAGCCAAACAUUUUCUAAUUUUUUGUAUGUUCUACACAUAAAUAAUACCUAUAUUUUAAUUGUAAAUAAAACUUUGGGGAAGGGAUGGAUAGAAUUUAUUGGAUAUUUCUUCAUCUCUGUUUAUUGUCUAAAUUUUAGACUCACCUGGUGGAAACCAAGCUUUGGGGAUAUAUGAGUUUACCAGCUUGUAUACUAACAUAAUGAAAGAUGAUACGCUUGUCCCAUUUUUACCAAAACAUUUAGCUUUAUCCAAAAAGUACAUAUUGCUUCCACGUUGAUUUAAUUAAGUGGAUGAAUUAGUAAAAGCGGUCCUCGUGACUUUUGGACAGUAGAUUUAUCAGUCUAAAGUAAAGCCAACUUUAAAAAAUAUAUCCCUAAGAUUUGUACUCAUAUUUUGAAAAGGGCCUGACCAAGUAUAUUAACCCAUUUUGAACUGUAAUUAUUAAUUAAAAUUGCAAGUAGGUAUGGUUUUUUCUGAUGUAGUUAAUAAAAUAUAAAUACAAAAUAUGGGCUGGUUUGUCUUUCAAGUAAAAGUUGAGCAUAAACUCGUGCUUAACUAUCUUUAAAAUUAUUGUUGCACAUUUUAAAUAUUUUUCUAUAUUUUCUUUCAUAAUCAUUUUAGUUCUUUAUUACAGAAAUAAAUUGUUUUGAAAAUGAAUAGCUAACUCUGUGAACUUAUUGGUGACUAGGCUUCUAGGUGGUAAUGAAUAAAAGAGGAGGGAAAAAAAUAAAACAGUAAUAGAAAUAAAUCUGAUUCCUGGUUCUUUUAUCUGUUAGAUUUACCAAGACUUUGCUCUUCUAAUAAAAUUUAUAUUAACUUUUGAACAUAUUAGAUUGAGACGGUGUAUUCCUUUUCCUUGGUAAUUUAUAAAAAUCCAUCGAUUAUCUUAGUUUGAAGCCAAGGACAUAUGAAAUUUUAUGGUUAGAGUUUGUACAUGUUGGUAAAUUGUGCUACUGCACUAUACCCAUAGGAGGAAUAAAUUUUAAACAAUAGGUGGCUCCUAAGAAUUGAGCCAGUAAAAUUCAAAUAUGAAGAAAGUUUGUUCUUGAGAAUCAUCAGCCAGCAUCAGUAACUCUCAAAAACAAAGUAAUCUCUGGAUUUGACCUCUCCCUGAGCUCCAGACUUUUAUAGCUACAGCCUACCUAACAUUUCUGCUUUACUAGUGGUCAUCUUAUGACCUAAAACAAUUUUUGGUCUCUUUCCUCCACCUUGUUCCUUUCUAGUUUCCCCCAUCUCAGUAAAUGUUACAUUUAGCUUUUCAGUUGCUUAAGCAAGAACUCUAAAAAUCAUCCUUGACAUAUUUUCAUAUUCUACAUUAAUUACAGCAAAUCCUAUUCAAUUCAACAAAUAAUAUCCCACUUCACACGCCUACUAGUACCACUCUAGUUAAAGGCCCUCUUAUCUUUUCAUAUUACUAUUCCUCAACAGUUCAGAAAAGCAGAACGAUCCUUCUAAAAUGUGAAUUGCGUAUCCUUCCCCUGCUCUCAACUCGCAUGGCUUUUCAUCACACUUCAAACAAAAUUCAAAAAUUUCUCUAAGACCUACAUGGCUUUAUGAGAUCUGUCCUUCAGCCACUUCAGCCUCAUCUGCUAUUCUACUUGUUCAUCCUGCUUUAGCCACAUUGGCUCUGCUGUUCUGCUCACACAUAAGCACAUGCUCAGCUUAAGUUCUUUCCAUUUGCUGUUUCCUUUACCCAGAGUACUUUACUCCCAAAUAUUUGUGUGGUUUGUGCUUACUCUAAGUCUUUGCUUAAAUAUUACCCCUUUAUGCUAUUUUUCCUUGACUUACCUGAACUAUUACCUCACCUCUGUCACUUUUAUUUUUUGUAACACUUAUUAUCUGACAUUAUAGGUUAUUUUUAUUUAUCUAUUAAAUGUCUGUUUUCCCCCCACGGGAAUCUGUAAUAUAUAAGCUCCUUAAGAUCAGAGACCUUGUCCUGUUCUGUUCUGUCCUGUUUAGUUCUGUAUUCCCAGUACCCAGAACAGUGUCUGAUAUAUUAGAGCACACAAUAAACAGUUGUUUAAUGAAGAAAUAGACACUCAUUUGAUCUUAACUACCCUCAGAAUAUAUCCGGAAGCUCAAUACUUCUCUCCAUUUUUAUUACUACCACUGUAGUUCAGCCUCCUUCAUCUCCUCCCUGGAUUUCUUUAUAAAAAUGAAUGUCUCUCGCUUCUACUCUUGCCAUUUCCCAUCCCUUUCUUCCUCAAACAGUCUUUUCUUUACAUAGAUCUUAAGUUUUUUUUUUAAAGGUAAAUUGUACUGUGACACUCCCUUACUUGAAAACCUCCCAUGGCUUCCCAUUGAAUCAAGUAUGGAAUCUAAGUUCUUUGUUCUGACUGACCUGGCCCAGCCUGACUCAACCCUAUGUCCUCUUUGCUCUCUGCACUGCAGGCAGAGUAGCCUUUCUGUUUAUUGAGUAAGCUGAGGCUCAUCCCCUUCCAGGCUUUGACACUUACAGCUUUCUCUGCCAGGAACCCCUUUUAAUAGUUUGCAUGGCUGAUUUAGCAUUCAACUCUGCCCGAAUAUUUCUACUUCCCUCAAUCACUAUCACAUUAUUCUGUUUUCUUCAUAGGAUUGGUCACUAUCUGAUAUUUUAUUGUCUGUCUCCCCCACCACAAUGUAAAUUUAGACUUUGUCAUUCCUUUUCGCCCUUGUAUAUCCUGGAUAUAGAAUAGUACCUAGAAUACAGUAGAUAUUAAACAUAUGUUGAAUAAAUGAAUGAAUGUAUUAAUUAAAUAUCAGAUGAGGAAAAUGCCAUACAACAGUGUAAAGAUGAUUAGAUGGAUAGUAAACUUUAUAGGCUAUUGGAAUUUGUAUAGACUAGUGAGAAAAGUUCAAUUCAGAUUUGGAUAGACGAGCUCUGACAUUUGUGAUUAUGUGAACAUUAGUAAUUGCCUCUAUAAAGAGGCUGAUGAUAACCUUUUAGAGUAAUUUUUAAUCUUAAAUGUGUUAGUGCAAAUGAAGUAUAUUGUGUUACACAAAAAGGCAUUAGAUAAAUGUAAGCUGCCAUAAUUUUUUUGUAGUGUUCAUUAUGCUAUUGGGAGAAGGUAUUUGCUCCCAAUAUUAAAGUAGUAUCUACUUAUCAAUGAAAAUGCAAGUAUAGAGAUGCGGGGAGAGGAAUUUAUAACAGCUAAAAUUUUGAUGGAAAGAUCAGCCUAUGCUGUGUGUACAGCAUAUGUGAUAGUUGAGAUAAAUAUAAAUAUAUAAAAUAUCUGCAGUUUAACAAGCAAUUGUAAAAUUAGCUUCUGUUUAACCACAACUCGCUUGAAGAAAGAUCAUUUCCAAACCAUCAGAAGCCUUCCUGUAUAUGUAUCCCUUCCUAACCAUAACCUAUUCUUUUCCCCCAGAAAUAAUCACAAAAUUUAUUUUUGUAAUAAUCCUUUCUUUGGUUUUCUUUAGUUGUCUUAGCUAUUUACGCAUCUUUAAAUGAUAUAGUUUAGUUUUGCCUGUUUUUGUCCUUUAUAUGAAUGAAAUUAUGCUGUCAUGUAUUUUUGUGCAAGUUUCUUUAUAUUCAUGAUAUUGCAUGUAUCUAAUUCAUUGAUUUUAAUUGCUAUAUAGGAUGCUAUUUAUGAACAUACCGCAAAUAUUUAUUCAUUCUCCUGCUAAUGGAUAUUUGGGUUGUUUACAGUUCAAUACUGUCAUUAACAGUUCUGCUAAGAACAUUCUUGUACAUGUCCAUGAGGCUCUCUAGGCCAUAGAGAGGAGGGUACUACACCUAGGAGUGUCCUUGCUGGGUUUUAGGUUAUGCGUAUCUUAAACUUUCGUAGAAAAAUAGCAAAUUGGUUUCUAAAGUGAUCGUACCAAUUUAUACUGCCCUGGUAAAGAGUAAGCAAUUACUGGAAAAAACAGUUUGAGUGACCUACUAAAGUAUAAGAAUUUUCAUGGCAGAAUGAAAAAUUUGUUGCUAAUAUUCCAAAUUUUCACCUAUAUUUGAUGUUAUCAGUCUCAUUUUUUGCCAAGUUGAUGUGUAAUAUCUGUAUGUUAUUAAUUUGCUUGUUCCUAAGUUUAAAUGAGGUUGAGUGUCUUAUGUCUGUUCCAGUCUUUUGCUCAUUUUUCUAUUGUUUUUUCUUUUUCUUAAUGAUUUCAGUUCUUCACAUGUUCAGCAUGCUAAUUGUCAGUUACAUGUGUUGCAUGCAUACUCUCCCAUUCUGUUAUCGUUUCACACUUCGUGGAAGUUUGUGAUUUUGAUGUAGUCCAAUUAAGAUCUUUCCUCUGGCUAACAUGUUUUCCUUCUUUUUUAAGUACUCAUCCCCUACUUCAAGAUUAUGAAAAUUUUCUUCUAUAUUCUAAAAGUUUUAUAGUUUUGGCUUUCACAGAUUUACAAUUUACCUGAAAAUGGUUUUUGUGUAUAAUCUGAAAGGUCAAGUUUUAUUUUUUUCCCCCCAUAUGACUAUCUAAUUUAGUACUGAUUACUGAAAAGAUUAUCCUAGUCCUACUGUUCUUCAUUGAUAUCCAUUCGCUGUUUAGAUUUUUUUCUUUUUACAGUACAUUUGAAUCAGAAUCCAAAUAAAGUCCCCACUAGCAAUCGA